Molecule: messenger RNA, 13825 nt
Organism: Lepus europaeus (European hare)
Lineage: Eukaryota; Metazoa; Chordata; Mammalia; Lagomorpha; Leporidae
Gene: ANK3
Product: ankyrin 3
Exons: 45
Coding region: 1-13188 (4395 amino acids)
Biological process (GO): signal transduction
Molecular function (GO): protein binding
Source: RefSeq, a predicted model, not a curated record
AUGGCUCAUGCAGCCUCACAAUUAAAGAAGAACAGGGAUUUAGAGAUCAAUGCCGAAGAAGAGACCGAGAAGAAAAGGAAACACCGCAAACGGUCCCGGGAUCGGAAGAAAAAGUCUGAUGCCAAUGCAAGUUACUUAAGAGCAGCUCGAGCCGGACACCUAGAAAAAGCUCUCGACUACAUAAAAAAUGGAGUCGACAUCAACAUUUGCAAUCAGAAUGGGUUGAACGCUCUCCAUCUUGCUUCCAAAGAAGGCCACGUUGAAGUUGUUUCUGAGCUGCUACAGAGAGAAGCCAAUGUGGAUGCAGCCACAAAGAAAGGUAACACAGCAUUGCACAUCGCAUCUUUGGCUGGGCAAGCAGAAGUGGUCAAGGUCUUGGUUACAAAUGGAGCCAAUGUCAAUGCACAAUCUCAGAAUGGUUUCACACCAUUGUAUAUGGCCGCCCAGGAAAACCACCUGGAAGUUGUCAAGUUUCUACUUGACAAUGGUGCAAGCCAGAGCCUUGCCACUGAGGACGGCUUCACCCCAUUGGCAGUCGCGUUGCAGCAAGGUCACGACCAAGUAGUUUCCCUCCUGCUAGAAAAUGAUACAAAAGGGAAAGUGCGUCUUCCAGCUCUUCACAUCGCUGCCCGCAAAGAUGACACGAAAGCCGCCGCCCUUCUGCUGCAGAAUGACAACAACGCAGACGUGGAGUCAAAGAGUGGCUUCACUCCGCUCCACAUAGCUGCUCACUAUGGAAACAUCAAUGUAGCCACGUUGCUGUUAAACCGAGCGGCUGCUGUGGACUUCACUGCAAGGAAUGACAUCACUCCUUUACAUGUGGCUUCAAAAAGAGGAAAUGCAAAUAUGGUAAAACUGUUGCUUGAUCGAGGAGCUAAAAUCGAUGCCAAAACCAGGGACGGCCUGACGCCACUGCACUGUGGGGCGAGGAGCGGCCAUGAGCAGGUGGUGGAGAUGCUGCUGGAUCGAGCCGCCCCUAUUCUCUCAAAAACCAAGAACGGACUGUCUCCAUUGCACAUGGCCACACAAGGGGAUCAUUUGAACUGCGUCCAGCUUCUCCUCCAGCAUAACGUGCCUGUGGAUGACGUCACCAAUGACUACCUGACCGCCCUACAUGUGGCCGCCCACUGUGGCCAUUACAAAGUCGCCAAGGUUCUCUUGGAUAAGAAAGCUAACCCCAAUGCCAAAGCCCUGAAUGGCUUUACCCCUCUGCAUAUUGCCUGCAAGAAGAACCGAAUUAAAGUAAUGGAACUCCUCCUGAAACACGGUGCAUCCAUCCAAGCCGUGACCGAGUCGGGCCUUACCCCAAUCCAUGUUGCUGCCUUCAUGGGGCAUGUAAAUAUUGUAUCGCAGCUAAUGCAUCAUGGAGCCUCACCAAACACCACCAAUGUGAGAGGAGAAACUGCACUGCACAUGGCAGCCCGAUCUGGCCAAGCGGAAGUCGUGCGGUAUCUGGUGCAGGAUGGAGCUCAGGUAGAAGCUAAAGCCAAGGAUGACCAAACCCCACUCCACAUUUCAGCCCGACUGGGGAAAGCAGAUAUAGUCCAACAGCUGCUGCAGCAAGGAGCAUCUCCAAAUGCAGCCACCACUUCAGGGUACACCCCGCUUCACCUUUCAGCCCGGGAGGGCCAUGAGGACGUAGCCGCAUUCCUUCUGGAUCACGGAGCGUCUUUAUCUAUAACAACAAAGAAAGGAUUUACUCCCCUUCACGUGGCAGCAAAAUACGGGAAGCUUGAAGUAGCCAACCUCCUGCUACAGAAAAGUGCGUCUCCUGAUGCUGCUGGAAAGAGCGGGCUAACUCCACUGCAUGUAGCUGCACAUUACGAUAAUCAGAAAGUGGCCCUUCUGCUUCUGGACCAAGGAGCCUCACCUCACGCAGCCGCAAAGAAUGGUUAUACGCCACUGCACAUCGCUGCGCAGAAGAACCAGAUGGACAUAGCGACAACUCUGCUGGAAUAUGGUGCUGAUGCCAACGCAGUUACCCGGCAAGGAAUUGCUUCUGUCCAUCUCGCAGCUCAGGAAGGGCACGUGGACAUGGUGUCGCUGCUCCUUGGAAGAAACGCAAACGUGAACCUGAGCAAUAAGAGUGGCCUCACCCCACUCCAUUUGGCUGCUCAAGAAGACAGAGUGAAUGUGGCUGAAGUCCUUGUCAACCAAGGGGCACAUGUGGACGCCCAGACAAAGAUGGGAUACACCCCGCUGCAUGUAGGCUGCCACUACGGCAACAUCAAGAUCGUGAGUUUCCUGCUCGAGCAUUCUGCGAAGGUGAACGCCAAGACGAAGAACGGGUACACGCCACUGCAUCAGGCGGCACAGCAGGGACACACGCACAUCAUAAACGUCUUGCUGCAGAACAAUGCCUCCCCCAAUGAGCUCACUGUGAAUGGGAAUACUGCUCUGGCCAUUGCCCGACGCCUUGGCUACAUCUCCGUGGUCGACACUCUGAAGGUGGUGACUGAAGAGACCAUAACCACAACUACCAUCACAGAGAAGCACAAAAUGAAUGUUCCAGAAACAAUGAAUGAAGUUCUUGAUAUGUCUGAUGAUGAAGUGCGUAAAGCCAACGCCCCUGAAAUGCUCAGUGAUGGCGAAUAUAUCUCAGAUGUUGAAGAAGGUGAGGAUGCCAUGACGGGGGACACAGACAAGUAUCUUGGGCCGCAGGACCUUAAGGAGCUGGGCGAUGACUCCCUGCCCGCAGAGGGCUACAUGGGCUUCAGCCUUGGAGCCCGCUCUGCCAGCCUCCGCUCCUUCAGUUCGGAUAGGUCUUACACCUUGAACCGAAGCUCCUAUGCGCGGGACAGCAUGAUGAUCGAAGAACUCCUCGUACCAUCCAAAGAGCAGCAUCUAACGUUCACGAGGGAAUUUGAUUCAGAUUCCCUUAGACAUUACAGCUGGGCUGCAGACACCUUAGACAAUGUCAAUCUUGUCUCAAGCCCUAUUCAUUCAGGGUUUCUGGUUAGCUUUAUGGUGGAUGCAAGAGGUGGCUCCAUGAGAGGCAGCCGGCACCACGGGAUGCGAAUCAUCAUUCCUCCACGCAAGUGUACAGCCCCAACCCGAAUCACCUGCCGUUUGGUAAAGAGGCAUAAACUGGCCAACCCACCCCCUAUGGUGGAAGGAGAGGGAUUAGCCAGUAGGCUGGUAGAAAUGGGUCCUGCUGGGGCACAAUUUUUAGGCCCUGUCAUAGUGGAAAUCCCUCACUUUGGGUCCAUGAGAGGAAAAGAGAGAGAACUCAUAGUUCUUCGGAGUGAAAAUGGUGAAACAUGGAAGGAGCAUCAGUUUGACAGUAAAAAUGAAGAUUUAACUGAACUGCUUAAUGGCAUGGAUGAAGAACUCGACAGCCCGGAAGAGUUGGGGAAGAAGCGGAUCUGCAGGAUUAUCACUAAGGAUUUCCCCCAGUAUUUUGCAGUGGUUUCACGGAUUAAGCAGGAAAGCAACCAGAUUGGCCCUGAAGGGGGAAUUCUGAGCAGCACCACUGUGCCCCUGGUCCAGGCGUCAUUCCCAGAGGGCGCUCUGACCAAAAGAAUCCGAGUGGGCCUCCAGGCUCAGCCUGUUCCAGAUGAAAUUGUGAAAAAGAUCCUGGGAAACAAAGCAACAUUUAGCCCAAUUGUGACCGUGGAACCAAGAAGAAGAAAAUUCCAUAAACCAAUCACAAUGACCAUUCCGGUGCCCCCACCUUCAGGAGAAGGUGUAGCCAAUGGAUACAAGGGGGAUACCACACCCAACCUGCGUCUUCUCUGUAGCAUCACAGGGGGCACCUCGCCGGCUCAGUGGGAAGACAUCACAGGCACGACUCCUUUGACCUUUAUAAAGGAUUGUGUCUCUUUUACAACCAAUGUUUCAGCCAGAUUUUGGCUUGCAGACUGCCACCAAGUUCUAGAAACUGUGGGGUUAGCCACGCAACUAUACAGAGAAUUAAUAUGUGUCCCAUAUAUGGCCAAGUUUGUUGUUUUUGCCAAAAUGAAUGAUCCUGUGGAAUCCUCCCUGCGAUGUUUCUGCAUGACAGAUGACAAAGUGGAUAAAACUUUGGAGCAGCAAGAAAACUUUGAGGAAGUCGCAAGAAGCAAAGAUAUUGAGGUUCUAGAAGGAAAACCUAUUUAUGUUGAUUGUUAUGGAAAUCUGGCCCCGCUUACCAAAGGAGGACAACAACUUGUUUUUAACUUUUAUGCUUUCAAAGAAAAUAGACUGCCAUUUUCCAUCAAGAUUAGAGACACCAGCCAAGAGCCCUGUGGCCGUCUGUCUUUUCUGAAGGAACCAAAGACAACAAAAGGACUGCCCCAAACAGCUGUUUGCAACUUAAAUAUCACUCUGCCAGCACAUAAAAAGGAGACAGAGUCAGAUCAAGAUGAUGAGGCUGAGAAAGCAGAUAGACGCCAGAGCUUUGCAUCUUUAGCUUUACGUAAGCGCUACAGCUACUUGACUGAGCCUGGAAUGAUUGAACGGAGUGCAGGAGCAACAAGAUCCCUCCCUACCACUUACUCAUACAAGCCAUUCUUUUCUACAAGACCAUACCAGUCCUGGACAACAGCUGCGAAUACAGUGCCUGGGCCGGCCAAGUCAGGCUUCACUUCCUUAUCAAGUUCUUCCUCUAAUACGCCGUCCGCUUCUCCAUUAAAAUCGAUAUGGUCUGUUUCGACUCCCUCUCCAAUCAAAUCCACAUUAGGCGCGUCAACUACAUCUUCAGUUAAAUCCAUUAGUGACGUGGCAUCUCCAAUUAGAUCUUUUCGGACAAUUUCUUCGCCAAUAAAAACGGUGGUGUCACAAUCUCCAUACAGUCUCCAAGUUUCCUCUGGUACCCUGGUUAGACCUCCCACAGUCACAGAGGCCACGCCCUUAAAAGGGCUGGCAUCCAACUCUACGUUUUCCUCUCGAACCUCUCCAGUGACUACAGGAGGGUCCCUGCUGGAGAGGUCAUCAAUUACCAUGACACCCCCGGCUUCCCCCAAAUCCAACCUUAACAUGUAUUCCUCCAGUUUGCCAUUUAAGUCCAUCAUUACAUCAGCAACACCGCUGAUCUCGUCGCCUUUAAAGUCAGUAGUGGCUCCAGCCCAGUCGGCAGUCGAUGUCAUUUCAUCCGCUAAAGUCACGAUGGCAUCUGCUCUGUCGUCACCCUUGAAACAGGUGCCCGGACAUGCAGAGGUAGCUUUAGUCAAUGGCUCGGUUUCUCCUCUGAAAUAUCCGUCGUCUUCGACUCUGAUUAACGGAUGCAAAGCCACUGCCACGUUACAGGACAAAAUUUCCACAGCCACAAACUCUGUCGUGAACGCAGCCACUGACACGGUUGACAAAGUAUUUGCCACCACGACAGCGAUGCCAUUUUCCCCACUCAGGUCAUACGUCCCCGCAGCGGCUCCAUCAGCUUUUCCGUCUCUAAGAACUCCUUCCGCAAGUGCUCUCUAUACAUCCCUCGGGCCAUCGCUCUCCGCAACUACCUCCUCUGUAACGUCAUCAGUCAUCACAGUGCCGGUAUACUCUGUAGUCAAUGUUUUGCCAGAACCAGCCCUAAAGAAACUUCCAGACUCGAAUUCACUCACCAAAUCAGCAGCCGCCUUGCUGUCGCCCAUUAAAACAUUGACCACGGAGACACGCCCCCAGCCCCAUUUCAGUCGAACUGCAUCGCCGGGGAAGUCAUGUCUGUUCCUUACGCCCUCCGCCCUAAAGCUGUCCACUCUGUCUUCUCUAUCUUCCAGUCAGGAGAUAUUAAAAGACGUGGCCGAAAUGAAAGAGGACCUCAUGCGGAUGACCGCGAUACUGCAGACGGACGUGCCCGAGGAGAAGCCGUUCCCCGCCGAGCUCCCCAGGGAAGGGAGGAUGGAGGACGAAGAACCGUUCAAAAUUGUGGAGAAAGUAAAGGAAGACUUAGUGAAGGUCAGCGAGAUCCUGAAGAAGGAUGUGUGUGUGGAUGACAAAGGAUCGCCCAAGUCCCCCAAGAGUGACCAGGGACGCUCUCCCGAAGAGGACUGGACCGAGUUUAGUUCGGAAGAAAUCCGGGAGGCCAGACAGGCUGCAGCCAGCCACGCCCCGUCCCUGCCCGAGAGGGUGCAAGUCAAGGCGAAGGCCGCCUCGGAGAAGGAUUAUAACCUGACCAAAGUCAUCGAUUACCUGACCAACGAUAUUGGGAGCGGCUCCCUGACAAACCUCAAGUACAAGUUCGAGGAUGCAAAGAAGGACGGCGAGGAGAGACAGAAGAGAAUUUUAAAGCCAGCGAUGGCUUUGCAGGAACACAAACUCAAAAUGCCUCCAGCCUCCGUGAGGCCGUCCACCUCUGAGAAAGAGCUGUGUAAGAUGGCCGAUUCCUUCUUUGGCACGGAUACGAUUCUCGAGUCGCCAGACGACUUCUCUCAACACGACCAAGAUAAAAGCCCCUUGUCUGACAGCGGCUUUGAAACGAGAAGCGAGAAAACCCCUUCGGCCCCGCAGAGCGCCGAGAGCACGGGGCCCAAACCGCUUUUUCACGAGGUCCCCAUCCCACCUGUCAUCACGGAGACCAGAACGGAAGUGGUUCAUGUGAUCCGGAGCUAUGAGCCCUCGGCCGGGGAGGCUCCCCAGCCCCAGCCAGAGGAGCCCGGGUCCCCCAAGCCCUCGCCCACCUUUACGGAGCUGGAGCCAAAGCCCGCCCCCUCCAGCAUCAAGGAGAAGGUGAAAGCCUUCCAGAUGAAAGCCAACGGCGAAGACGAGGAGUCCAGCCGGGUGCUGGGCAAAGGCGUGCGCGUCAAAGAGGAGACCCACAUCACGACCACCACCCGGAUGGUGUACCAUUCCCCACCGGGCAGCGAGGGCAGCUCCGAGAGGAUCGAGGAGACCAUGUCGGUCCACGACAUCAUGAAGGCCUUUCAGUCUGGGCGCGACCCUUCCAAAGAGCUGGCAGGUCUGUUUGAGCAUAAGUCGGCAGUGCCUCCAGACGGUCACAGGUGUGCGGCUGAAGCCUCAGCCCAACAUGCAGAGAAGGACAGCCAAAUGAAACCCAAACUGGAGCGUAUUAUAGAAGUCCACAUCGAAAAAGGUAACCAAGCUGAGCCCACUGAAGUCAUUAUUAGAGAAACCAAAAAGCAUCCAGAGAAGGAGAUGUAUGUGUUUCAGAAAGACUUAUCCCGGGGAGAUAUUAACCUAAAAGAGUUUCUGCCAGAAAAACACGAUGCUUUUCCUUGCCCAGAGGAACAGGGUCAGCAAGAAGAAGAAGAACUCACUGCCGAGGAGUCCUUGCCUUCCUACCUGGAGUCUUCCCGAGUAAACACUCCCGUGUCCCAAGAAGAAGACAGUCGCCCUAGUUCCGCUCAGCUCAUAUCCGAUGACUCCUAUAAAACACUGAGGCUUCUGAGUCAGCACUCGAUAGAGUACCAUGACGAUGAGUUGUCAGAACUAAGAGGGGAGUCUUACAGGUUUGCUGAGAAAAUGCUUCUGUCAGACAAGCUAGAUGUGUCUCACUCCGAUACGGAGGAGUCUAGCUCAGAGUUACAGGGGUCUGAUAAGCGGGCCAGAGAAAAAGUAGCCACUGCCCCCAAAAAAGAAAUUCUCUCCAAAAUCUAUAAAGAUGUGUCUGAAAAUGGUGUAGGGAAGGUGUCUAAAGAUGAGCAUUUUGAUAAAGUGACAGUGUUGCACUACCCUGGCGAUGUCGGUAGUCCCAAGCAUGCCAUGUGGAUGCGCUUCACUGAGGACAGACUAGAGAGAGGUAGAGAGAAGCUGAUGUACGAAGACAGGGUGGACAGGACCGUGAAGGAGGCGGAAGAGAAACUGACUGAAGUGUCACAGUUUUUUCGUGACAAAACCGAAAAGCUAAACGAUGAACUGCAGUCCCCCGAGAAAAAGCCGCGCCCGAGAAAUGGCAAAGACUACUCUGCCCAGGGUCCCGAGAAGGGCCUGCUCACGGAACUGCUGGCGUCCAACGAGGAGUGGGUUAAGGCAAGGCAGCACGGCCACGAUGGAGCCGGCUUCCCCAGGGCCGAGGAGAGGAGAGCACCCGGUGUCAGCCCCGAGAAGCCGGCUCUUCUCCCCCCGCACGCUGGAGAUGGCAAGUCCCCAGAGGAAGCCAGAGGAGGCGUGGCCCAGAGCAAAGCACCCGAAGGGCCCCAGUCUGGAUUUCAGCUCAAACAAUCCAAACUCAGUUCCAUUCGAUUAAAAUUUGAACAAGGCGCGCACAUCAAAAGUAAGGACGUGUGCGACGAAGACAAGAGGCCGGAUGGCCAAUCCAGAAUCCCAGUUAAAAAACUGCAGGAGAGCAGGCUGCCUGUCCACCAAGCCUUUGCUAGAGAAAAACAGCAGAAGGGCGGCACAGACCUCGCAGAUCAAAGUGGCUCUGUGCAAAACGAUGCUCUGGUAUCGAAAGCUAAAGAUGAGGCUGCCCAAGGCGGCGACGUGGUCAUGAACGAUGUUGGCUCCGAUGAGGCGAUAACACAGAGAACUGAGACACCAAGUAAAGCCAUGCCUGAGCGUUUUUCUGAGCACCAGGCUGCAGACUUAGCGUGUCCUGUAACCUCAGACUUAGCCACUGCUAAGGGACCGUGGGACAAAAAGGUCUUUAGGACGUGGGAAAGUUCCGGAGCCAGUUACAAUAAGUCCCAGAAAGAAAAACUUUCGCAUGUCCUCGUCCAUGAUGUGAGAGAGAGUCACCUGGGCCACCCCGAGAGUCAGAGUGUCGCCCAAAAGAACGAAUUUCUGUCUGUGACUGAGAGAGAACACAGAGUGUUAACCAAUGGCUCUCUCUCAGAAAUUAAGGAAAUGACUGUAAAAUCGCCCUCCAAAAAAGUCUUAUACAGGGAAUAUGUUGUUACGGACGGGGACCGUCCAGGCGGGCCUCCUGAGCAGCCGGCCAGGAGAGGCGAGAGCCCGGCCGUGUCGCAUGGCCCGGUCCGCGUGGCCGAGGAGAGGAACGGGCUGCCUGCUAACGGUCCCCACGCUUUCUGUGAGCCCACGGCGCUUCCGAAACACGCACCUACCCCCAAGCUGUCCCAGUCGAGUCUGAGUAAAGAGACAGUUGAGACAAAGCACUUUAAUUCCAUAGAAGAUGCAAAAGUCACCUACUCAGAAAUCAGCAAAGUGUCCAAACAGAGUUACGUAGGCUUGUGUCCACCUCUCGAGGAACCCGAGACCUCCCCCACCAAAUCUCCUGAUUCUUUAGAGUUUAGCCCAGGCCAGGAGUCGCCCUCUAGUGACGUAUUUGACCACAGUCCCAUGGACGGAUUGGAGAAACUUGCACCCCUAGCGCAGACAGAGGGAGGGAAGGAGAUAAAAACCUUGCCUGUGUAUGUGAGUUUCGUGCAAGUGGGGAAGCAAUAUGAAAAAGAGAUUCAACAAGGAAGUGUCAAAAAAAUCAUAAGUCAGGAGUGUAAGACAGUGCAAGAAACCAGGGGGACCUUUUACACAACCAGGCAGCCGAAGCAGCCUCCCUCUCCCCAAGGUAGCCCGGAAGACGACACUCUAGAGCAAGUGUCCUUUCUGGACAGCUCUGGGAAAAGCCCUUUGACCCCGGAAACACCCAGUUCGGAGGAAGUGAGCUACGAGUUUACGUCCAAGACACCAGACUCGCUCAUAGCCUUCAUACCAGGCAAACCCAGUCCAAUCCCCGAGGUUUCUGAGGAAUCGGAGGAGGAGGAGCAGGCCAAGUCGACCUCCCUAAAGCAGCCCGCGGUGGAGGAAACCCCAGUCGCACGGGAAAUGCCCGAUGAGGUGGGCAGAGACUCUAGCCAAAGGCCUAAAACCAAUCGAGUUGCCUACAUUGAAUUUCCUCCUCCUCCCCCGCUGGAUGCGGAGCACCUGGAGUCAGAGAAGCAGCCUUAUCGCCCCGAGAAGGACGGUGAGCUGAUCGAAGUGAGCCUGCAAGAUGAACACGACAAGUACCAGCUGGCGGAACCGGUCAUCCGAGUGCAGCCGCCGUCCCCGGUCCCUCCGGGGGCCGAUGUCAGCGAUUCCAGCGACGACGAGUCCAUUUAUCAGCCGGUCCCAGUUAAAAAAUACACCUUCAAAUUAAAGGAGGUAGACGACGAUCAAAAAGAAAUGACGAAAUGCAAAGCGGCCACUGCCAAGGCCGGCAACCAGAAGGAAUCGGAAAGUAACGGAUCUGCCAAGGAGAAUGACUUUGGCCUCCCCCUUGACUCGCCUCAGAACGAAACGGCCCAGAAUGGGAACAACGACCAGUCCAUCACCGAGUGUUCCAUCGCCACCACCGCAGAAUUUUCCCACGAUACAGACGCCACCGAGAUCGACUCUCUGGAUGGCUACGACCUGCAAGACGAAGACGAUGGUUUGACCGAGAGUGAUUCCAAGCUCCCAAGUCAGCCCAUGGAAAUUAAGAAAGAUGUCUGGAACACUGAGGGCAUUCUGAAGCCAGCCGACCGCUCGUUUAGCCAGAGUAAACUGGAAGUUAUCGAGGAGGAGGGGAAGGUGGGACCAGAGGAGGAGAAGCCAUGUGCGCAAAGUCCUCCCUCCGGAAAGACUGCUGAUAAGACUGAGCCGAAGUCCGGGGCCCAGUUCUUCACCCUAGAAGGCAGACAUCCCGACAGAUCAGUGUUUCCUGACACUUACUUCAGUUACAAAGUAGACGAAGAAUUUGCCACUCCUUUUAAAACCGUAGCUACCAAAGGUCUAGAUUUCGACCCCUGGUCUAAUAACCGAGGGGACGAUGACGUUUUUGACAGUAAGUCCCGGGACGAUGACACUAAGCCGUUUGGUCUGGCGGUGGAAGACCGCUCUCCAGCAACAACCCCUGAUACAACGCCAGCCAGAACGCCAACUGACGAAAGUACCCCAACUAGUGAGCCUAACCCCUUCCCAUUUCAUGAAGGAAAAAUGUUUGAGAUGACUCGCAGUGGUGCAAUUGACAUGAGCAAGAGGGAUUUUGUUGAAGAGAGGCUCCAAUUUUUCCAGAUUGGUGAGCAUACUUCUGAAGGGAAGUCAGGGGGCCAGGGGGAAGGGGAUGAAACCAUGGUCACGGCCACACCACAGCCACAGGCAGGGGACACCGCUGUAGAAGCCAAUCUAGAGAGAAAUGUAGAGACACCUGCAGUGGAACCUCCCCCCAGCCUCCCGACCAGCGGAGAGGGUCAGGAAGACACAUCCGGUAGCGGCUCCCUGGAGAGAGCGGCAGCGGCAGCGGCCACCAGCACCUCUAAAGUUGACCCCAAGUUGCGCACGCCCAUCAAAAUGGGAAUUUCUGCAUCUACCAUGACCAUGAAGAAAGAAGGCCCUGCAGAAGUACCAGAUAAGCUAGAAGCGGUGGCGACCAGUUGUCAGGGAUUAGAACACGAAGCUCUAAGCAUGACUGCAAAUGCAGCCGGUAGCCAGAUGGGCGUUAGGCCCCAAGAAAGACAUGAUUUUCAACAAGAUAACUUUAAUAACAACAACAAUUUGGAUGCUUCCACCAUGCACACAGAUCACAUGACAAGUCAUGUAGUGCUCCCAGAACAUUCCGCACCCAGAUGUGCCACUGAGAAAGCUAAGCCAGUGAAAGGCUCCUCAGGAAAAAAGCCAGGGCUACCACACGGACACUGCACAAAAGAUAAGCAGAAAGUGCUCGGGGAGCAGCAAAGGACAAAGGAAUCCAUAGGGAUUAGGCGACAAUCCAAACUUCCCAUAAAGGCCACUGCACCAAAAGAUAACCUCCCACCCAACCAUAUGCCAAACCUUAAGGCAAGUAAAACGAAGCAGGUUAGUCCAUCUGGGAAAACCACAACCCUUCCUCCUCCUUCAUGUGUAGAUGGAAAGUCCAGAAUCCCAGUAAAACACACACACAGGGAUAACACAGUCUCAGUUAGAAAAGCAUGUGCCACCCAGAAACAAGGGCAGCCAGAGAAAGACAAGGCCAAACAGCUUCCGUCCAAGUUGCCAGUAAAGGUAAGAUCCACCUGUGUCACCACCACCACCACCACCACCACUGCCACGAGCACCACCAGCAGCAGCAGCACCACCUCCACCACCACAGUGAAAGUCAGGAAAAGUCAGCUUAAGGAAGUAUGUAAACAUUCCAUUGAAUAUUUUAAGGGAAUUAGUGGCGAGACCUUAAAGCUUGUGGAGCGCCUCUCUGAAGAAGACAGAAAGAUGCAGUCCGAGGUGUCCGAUGAGGAAGAGAGUACCUCAAGAAACACGUCGUUGUCCGAGACUUCCCGGGCUGGCAAGCCUUCAGUUACCACGAAGUCUGCUAGAGAUAAGAACACAGAGGCAGCGCCUUUAAAAUCAAAGAGUGAAAAGGCCGGCAGUGAGAGGAGGAGCAGUAGGAGGACUGGUCCACAGAGUCCAUGUGAGCGGACAGAUAUCAGGAUGGCAAUAGUAGCCGAUCACCUGGGACUUAGUUGGACAGAACUGGCAAGGGAACUGAAUUUUUCAGUGGAUGAAAUCAAUCAAAUACGUGUGGAAAAUCCAAAUUCUUUAAUUUCUCAAAGCUUCAUGUUAUUAAAAAAAUGGGUUACCAGAGACGGAAAAAAUGCUACAACUGAUGCCUUAACGUCGGUCUUGACAAAAAUUAAUCGAAUAGAUAUAGUGACUCUGCUAGAAGGACCAAUAUUUGAUUAUGGAAAUAUUUCAGGCACCAGGAGUUUUGCAGACGAGAACAAUGUUUUCCAUGACCCGGUUGAUGGUUGGCAGAACGAGACGUCCGGCGGAAACGUAGAGUCUCCAGCACAGGCGCGAAGAAUCGCUGGUGGGUUACUCGAUCGGCUGGACGACAGCCCUGACCAAUGUAGAGAUUCCAUUACCUCAUAUCUGAAAGGAGAGCCUGGGCAAUUUGAAGCCAAUGGAAGCCAUGCAGAAGUCACUCCAGAAGCAAAGACAAAAUCUUACUUUCCAGAAUCCCAAAAUGAUAUAGGGAAACAGAGUGCUAAGGAAAUUCUCAAACCAAAAAUACACGGAUCCGGUCGUGUUGAGGAACCCGCAUCGCCACUAGCAGCAUAUCAGAAAUCUCUGGAAGAAACCAGCAAGCUUGUAAUAGAAGAGCCCAAACCCUGUGUGCCUGUCAGUAUGAAAAAGAUGAGUAGUAGGACUUGUCCUGCACACGGCAAGCCGAGGCUUAGCCUCCACGAAGAAGAGGCCUCCAGUGGGUCUGAGCAGAAGGGAGAGGAAGCCAAAAACAUUCCUGGUGAAUCUGUCACAGAAGAACAAUUCACUGAUGAAGAAGGCAACCUCAUCACCAGAAAACAGGGAGAAGCUUAUAAAGUGAAGGCAAAGAAAGAAGUCCGACCCGUGGAAAAGAAGAGCUACUCGUAAGAGUGAGCGGUUGGUCAAGGGCGAAUCAUGUGUUUUACUGCCAGUAUUGAGAAAUUUGUGGAAGAAAUAUCAGCAGGAAAGGAAAAUCCGGAGAAGACUACAUGUGUUUGCUGCUUCCACCAUUAAAAUGGCAUGAUUUUUUUUUACGCAAAAAGAAAAAAAAAGAAAAAGAAAACCACUCACGUUUUAAUUUAGCAUGAGCCAAUUUACAGAGCAUGGAAACUCACUUUCAUUUCCAGGAUUGGCACGUGUGCAAUUAGCAAUGCAGUUGUAUAUACAAGAAGCCAUGCUGUUAACAGUUUAUCUCGAGUCAUUUGGUGUCAUUUACAAGAGGAAGAAACUCCUGCCUCCAGAAGGGACAGAAGGAGACGGAAUGAUCAAGUGACAGAGAAACACUAAAAUUACUAAAUCCACAACAGCUCGCCUUAUUUUUCUUGGACCCAAACUGUCAGGGUAUAAACACUAUUUCUUUUUUAAAACAUGGAUCAUUUUGCUGUAAAUACUAACACUGUAUAAAUCCUAACAGAAGAAUAGAAUAAAUGCUGAUAAGGCACUGCCUCUUAGAACACAAACCAGAAUAUCGCAAAUGCAUUUAACCUAACAGGGGUCUCAAGAGACUUCACCCUAGAAGAGGAGG